UAUGCGUGCCAACGUGAGUGCGAAGGCGUGCGCGGUUUGAGUUGCAGCCUCCCCGCUCUGUAAUACCUAUAAUCCCCCCACGCCUCGAUUGACAGCGACUACGACUUCACCCCAUGCAAUAUAAAAAUCGGCCAACGCCAACCUUCGUUCCCGAUUCAUCCAUCGCGUUUUCGACAGCAGCGGAGGCUAGCUGGAUUCCUCUUGUCCCGGGUGCCUAGCGUUUGGACACGAGCAUCAGCAGUAACGUUAUCGCUAUCGAGGAGGACGGCCGUGGUGAUGAGCAGAGUCUUCGGGAACCGGAGCGGAUGAUGCGCGGCACAGGAGGUGUGAGGCCGGAGCAGGGGAUUAUGGGUAGAGACGGAGGCGGCGUGCAGCAGGACAUGAAGAGUGACCGCUGUGGGGAGGAGGAAGCCUCGGCCCACGGCUGCUAGCACAAACGAUCAUCCGUCACUGAGACAAGAGGAGGAGGAGGAAGAGGAGGAGAAGUGGCAGUCCUUGGUCCCCCUGUCCCCACUGUGUCGAUAACUAGUUCCUCUUUCCCAACAUCACGCUAACACACUCCCACACGAACACUCACUCAGACACACAAACACACGCGCACCACACACACACACACACACACACACACACACACACACACACACACACACACACACACACACACACACUCAACGCUCUCCAUCCAGCCAUCACCAUGACGACCUCGGCGCUCCGUCGGCAAGUGAAGAACAUCGUGCACAACUACUCUGAGGCCGAGAUCAAGGUCCGUGAGGCGACCUCGAAUGACCCCUGGGGUCCAUCGAGUUCGCUGAUGUCAGAGAUCGCUGACCUCACCUUCAGCGUGGUGGCCUUCUCUGAGGUUAUGAGUAUGGUGUGGAAACGGCUCAACGACCAUGGGAAGAACUGGAGACACGUCUACAAGGCCCUGACGCUGCUGGACUACCUGGCCAAGACAGGCUCGGAGCGGGUGGCACAGCAGUGCCGGGAGAACGCCUUCACCAUCCAGACGCUGCGCGACUUCCAGUACGUGGACCGCGACGGCCGUGACCAGGGCCUGAAUGUGCGUGAGAAGGCCAAGCAGCUGGCGGCGUUGCUGCGUGACGACGAGCGGCUCCGUCAGGAGCGAGCCCAGGCCCUGAAGACCAAGGAGCGCAUGGCAGGCGGGGGCACUGGUGGAGGAGGAGGAGGAGGAGGAGGAGGAGGUGUUGGAGGAGGAGGAGGAGGAGGGCUGGGUGGGGCGGCGGUGCCCCCGGCGUACCCAGGCAGAAGGAGCAGCCAGCCCAGCAUGGCAGCACUCUACGGGGAGGAGUUCAGCCGCUCCAGAGGAUCACCAUCCUCAUUCAACUCGUCCUCCUCAUCUCCGCGAGCGUCUGAUCUGGAGCAGACUCGACCGCAAACCAGCGGGGAGGAGGAGCUGCAGCUACAGCUGGCCCUGGCCAUGAGCCGCCAGGAGAGCCAGAAGGAACAGCACAGUCGCCAAGGAGAUGAUUCAUUCCUUCAGAAAGCCCUUGAUGAAAGCAGAAGAGCCGAUGAACCAGGAACAGGAGAGCACAUGAGGGAUCUGGUGGACAUAUUUGGACCUGUCUCAGAGGCGCCCCCUAGUGAAGACCCCUGGGACACACAGCCCUCCUGCCCUGUCAACUCUGACCCCUGGGAGUCUGUGGCGGUGGUGAACUCCAGCACGCCAGUCAUUGGCAGCCCCUGGAUGGGCCGCCGUGGCUCCAGUAGCCCCUCCCAGCCCUGGGGUUGCAGCCAAUCGUCAACAGAUCCAUGGGAAGCCCCGCCCUCCAAAAGCAGCCCAAACUCUGUCAAUCAUGCAUGGAAAAGCCCAACAAAUAAUGGUGAUCCCUUUUCUGCCCAGGAAGAGGAGGGGCCUAGAGAGGAAGAGGAGGGGCUUCCCAACCUCUUCAGUCCUCGUGCUGUGAGUCCAGCAGAUUCGGAUCCCUUCGGAGACUCGGUCGUGGUGGCGGAGCAGGUGAACGGGCGUGUCGGAGACGAGAGCCCCGAGACCUUUGACCUCUCGCGCCUGGGCCCGCCCCUGACGGCUGCUGCCAUGGCAACGGCGACAUCGCCGCGACCCUGUCGGACGCCCGAGGCAUUCCUGGGCCCCACGGCCGCCUCGCUGGUCAACCUGGACACACUCAUCCCCGCCAACCCGCCGACCACGAGCAGGAACCCCUUUCUGUCCGGUCUCAGUGCUCCCUCCCCCACUAACCCGUUCCACUGUGACCAGCCGCGCCUCACCCUUAACCAGCUGCGUCCGUGCUCCACCUCCCCUCUGCCCCCUCCUGCCCACACCUCCUCCUCCUCCUCCUCCUCCCUGCCCUACAGCGCCUCCUUGCCCCUGCCGGUGCCCCGCCACGCCGCCGCCCCCUCCCUGCCCUCCUCCUUCACCCAGCCCCCGCAGGGCCUCCUGGAUCUGCCCUCCAACCUGCCCCAGCCGCUGUUGCCCCUCUCUUCUGCCCCCAUGCUGCUGCAGCAGCAGCAGCAGCAGCAGCACAACAACCACCUCCAUCACAACCACCACCACCACCACCACCACCAGCAGCAGCAGCAGCAUCCACAGCGCUUCUCCCCGCAGCCUCGCCACCUGAUGCAGCCCCAGAGCCACAGCCACAACCCCUUCCUCUGAGGCCAGGCAGACACCAGGCACGGUUGGACCUGCAUCAGGGAUUGGGAUUGAGAUCGGAAUUGGGACUAGAGUCUGGAUUUUAAGUCUGAAUUGGGAUAAAAGUCUAGAUCUGAAUCAGGGAUCUGGAUUGGAAUCUAGACCAUAAUCUGGAUUGAGAUCUGAAUUGGGAUUAGAGACUGGAUUGAAAUCUGAAUUGGGAUAAAAGUCUAGAGUCUGAAUCAGAAUCUACAUCUGGAUAAAAGCUAAGGUUUAGGUCUGAAUCCAGGUCAACAUCAAGUCUUCAAUCUUAAUUCGAAUCUCAAGCUGGAUCUAAAAUGGAGGACAAGGAACAGAGUCAUGAAUGAGGAAAUGUGGAUCUAGAUCUGGAUCCAGAUUAUGGUUUGCACGUGGACAGAGUGCAUCACCAUUUUCAGAAGACCUUGAAUAUCAGUCUAGGUCUUAAAUUGUGAUUGUGGAUCUGGAACUUUUGCCCUGGAUCAUGAUACGGUUUCAGGUGAGGCUGAGAUCUGGACCCAAGGAGUGAAUGUAAAUGAAAUGUCAUUAAAACUAUAUGAGACUCCAGAGAAGAGGAGCUAAGCCCAUUAAGGCCUCUGAUCCAAAUCCUCCAGGGAUGUGAAUUUGAUUGUAUUUGUGUGAAAACGGUCCGCAGCAGAUUAAGCUAUUUGAAUCUGAAUUAAGUGUAACAGCUUUGGCAGGGUACAGACUCCAUCUUCAAUUGUUUGAUGGGGUAAGAAUAUAUAUUUUACAAAUGUAUCCUGUAGACCCACGUUGUAUGCAGUUGAAGAGAGAAAAAAACAUGGUCACACUCUGUCUCACAUACACACGUGCUCUAUCUCUCUCUCUCUCACAC
Messenger RNA from Alosa sapidissima (American shad), 3482 nucleotides. RefSeq names its product epsin 3b (gene epn3b). Gene Ontology annotation, cellular component: clathrin vesicle coat; endosome; plasma membrane. The transcript has 15 exons. NCBI's taxonomy places the organism in Eukaryota, Metazoa, Chordata, Actinopteri, Clupeiformes, Clupeidae. Gene Ontology annotation, molecular function: clathrin binding; phospholipid binding. The record is from RefSeq and is a predicted model, not a curated record. Gene Ontology annotation, biological process: endocytosis. Bases 695 to 2632 code for a protein of 645 amino acids.